Papaver somniferum (opium poppy) is the source of this 1248-nucleotide messenger RNA. RefSeq names its product putative F-box protein At1g32420. The record is from RefSeq and is a predicted model, not a curated record. The transcript has a single exon. The coding region runs from base 1 to 1248 and encodes 415 amino acids. Lineage: Eukaryota; Viridiplantae; Streptophyta; Magnoliopsida; Ranunculales; Papaveraceae.
AUGCGAUUCAAAUGCGUAUGUAAAAAAUGGCAGUCUAUAAUCAAGGAUGAUAGAUACUUCAUUGAUUUGUACAAUACUAGAUCAAAGUUACGCCCAUGUCUCGUCUUAUUUAUUCCGAUACAUCGAAAAUUUAAUAUUACUCCUGGAUCAACUUACACCUUAUAUAGGCGGUUCCAAGCGAAUCUGUUGAUAGCUGAUUUGUGUGAGGGAGUAGCAGAAGAAGCUGCCACAACUCCUCAUAAUGUUUGGAAGACAACUUCAAUUAAAUUUGAUAAAGUUAUUCAUAAAGAAAGAGUAGGUUAUGAUGGAAUUUUUAAAUCGGUAAACGGUUUGAUCUGUUUCACUGAUACAACAUGGGAAUUCGGUGUUCGUAUAUACAAUAUCGCUACCCGAGAGUUGACACCAUGGAUGUCAACAACAUUCAUACAAAAAGAAGAGAGAGUUGUUCCUGAAUUUGACUUUGGAUUUGAUCCUGCCACUAAGCAGCAUAAAGUGAUUUGUUUCUGGAAAAUAGAAAGAAAUUACGGAAGAAAAGAUUCUUAUCCAGUUUAUGCAGGUUGCGAGGUGUUGACUCUUGGGGAUAAUACAUGGAGAAUUAUCAAUAUUGAUGAAUUCCCACAACACGAACAUGAACAUGAUUCUUAUUUUAGCACAUAUGGUUUUGUUUAUGUGAAUGGUUAUAUCUAUUGGACGACGAGGCGGCUAGUUUAUGGUUGUCGCCCCGAGAAAAGAGUCAUAGUUGCAUUUGACGUGGGAAGUGAGAAGUUCAAGAUAAUCCUCGUCCCUAAAUUCAUAACUGAUCAGUUGUUAUCGCUGCAUGAUACGGAAUACAUAGAUUUCUUUAAUUCGUCUAAGGAUUUACUUGAAGUGAAUGACCGUGUAGCUCUAUUUUGUAGAGUACCUGGUGGGCAUACUGUCAAGCUAUGGAUACUUGAUUGUGAUCACACUUCAAGUUGCAGCCAAAACUGGACUGAAACUACAAUUGACUUACCUUUUCAAGGGGACAACAAAAGAGUGGUCGUCUUUCAUGGGAUUCCAGGAACAGACGAAAUAAUCAUAGAAACAUACGAAGAUAGCCGAAGUAUAAAAGGUCUCUCCCUCACGUCUUACAACUGGAAAAGCAUGACUUCUAGGAAGGUUGAAUCCGCUGAGCUUAAUCAUUUCAAUUCUCCAAAGAAACCCAGCGAACGAGGAGUAUUUAUGUGUUCAACUAUGACCGAAAGCCUUUUUUCUGUUUAUAAAAAGUAA